Messenger RNA from Gordionus sp. m RMFG-2023, 3747 nucleotides. RefSeq names its product protein transport protein Sec24A-like. Gene Ontology annotation, biological process: endoplasmic reticulum to Golgi vesicle-mediated transport; intracellular protein transport; COPII-coated vesicle cargo loading. The record is from RefSeq and is a predicted model, not a curated record. Bases 1 to 3147 code for a protein of 1048 amino acids. The transcript is spliced from 21 exons. Gene Ontology annotation, cellular component: COPII vesicle coat; endoplasmic reticulum exit site. NCBI's taxonomy places the organism in Eukaryota, Metazoa, Nematomorpha, Gordioida, Chordodea, Parachordodidae. Gene Ontology annotation, molecular function: SNARE binding; zinc ion binding.
AUGCCAGUUGUUUCGUUAGCAACGACGUUAAAUGAAAAUCCAACUAAAAAUACCAAUCCAGGCAUGAAUUCAAGCGAUUUGAUUGUUAGUUCUAGUCAGAAUGAUUUAAAUAUUAGCCAAUACCCAAAAUAUGAUACACUUAAUGGAUUGUAUCCUUCCUAUAAUCAAUUCACACACAAUCAAUCACCUGAAAUAAUCAAUGUUAAAGAUAAAUACCAGUCUGUUAAUUCUCCAAUAUUGGGUGAUAGUAACUUUCCCAAUCAAAAUACUUUAUAUAAUACUGAUUUAAAUAAUUAUCAAAAUAUCCCUUUAAAUAACAACUCUAAUUAUCAAAAUUUUUCUAAUUCUUCACAAAGUUAUCAACCUUUUGUUAAUCCCAACAAUAACUAUGCUAGAAAUGAAUAUAAUCACUUACCUACACCAGUUUAUACUACUAAUACUGUUUUACAAAAUAAUAUUUCAUAUAAUUAUUCCACGACUGUAAACAGCAAGUAUCUUAAUGGUAAUAAUUGCCAGACUGAGCCAGUAUACAAUUCUUUUAAAAACUUAUCUCUCCAAAAUAAUUGUACAAAUAAUAUAUAUGAUAAUAACUAUUCUCACAAUCAAUUCAGCAAUAUGCCCUUAAGUAAUGCAGAAUAUAAUCAGAACUAUGUACAAGCUCAAACACAACAUUCAGCUAACUAUCAAAAUUUAAAUCAAUAUAAUCAUUUAGAAAAUUCAUAUCAACAGUCAUCUAUAAAUACAAUGCUUCCAAAUAAAAAUUCAAAAUAUGGAUACAAUAGACCUGUUAAUUUGUUUCAAAAUUCCCAAAUAUUUCCUUACGAGGCCGAAAAAGCUCCCUCACCUUCAAUACCCGAAAAUUUGGAACCUUUUAGUUGUCCCACAGAAUACAUGAGAUGUUCGUUGAACUCAGUUCCUCAAACCCAUUCCUUACUGGAUAAAAUUAGAUUGCCAUUUGGGAUUAUGAUACAUCCAUUCAAUGAUAAACAGGAAAUUCCGCUUGUAACGGAUCAAGUCAUGGCCAGGUGCAAAGUUUGUAGAACUUACAUUAAUCCUUUCGUCAUUCUCCUCGACACCAGGCACUGGAAAUGCAACGUUUGCUACAGAACCAACGAACUUCCGGAGGAGUACUACUACGAUGCUAGCACCAAGGCAUAUCUUCAACCCUAUCAAAGGGCCGAGCUCCAAAACGCGGCCGUCGAAUUUGUGGCCUCAUCCGAUUACAUGAUACGGCCUCCUCAGCCAGCCGUUUAUCUAUUUUUGUUGGAAGUCACUAUACAAGCAUCACGCACUGAUUAUUUACGGCACUUUUGUCAAGUCCUGGAAUCCUGUUUAGACGAUUUACCAGGGGAUAGCAGAACCCUACUUGGAUUUGUCACGUUUGACAAAAGGAUCCAUUUUUACAGAUUCGAUCCCACCUCCUUAUUCGCAGAUGUCUUGAUCUGUCCCGACAUUGAAGAGCCUUUCUUACCAGACGACGAAAAUUUGCUAGUGAAUUUACAAGAAUUCAAAAAAGCCAUACGUUAUUUUCUAAACCAUCAAUUACCAGAACUUUGGUGUUUUCCUCUAAAAGACCCAUUCACUAAAAUCGACGAAGAAAAUAGUCAAACGAACACGGAAACUACAACUAAUAUCGAAAAAUCUAUCAACCCUUCCACAGUUAAAAUGAUGGACCUCAACGAUGGUAAUUGUCUAGGACCGGCCUUGCAAAUAUGUCAAAAGCUCAUAAGUCACACUGGCGGUAGAAUUUCGAUACUAUUAAACAGUAUUCCUGAUACGGGAGAAGGGAAACUGGCUCAACUUAAUUGCGGAGAUGAGAAACGAAAUUCAAACAGUUUAACCUUGGGAGCCAAAACAGAUUUUUACAAAAAGACGGCCCUCGAGCUAAGCAACGAUCAAAUUAGCGCCGACAUAUUUUUCCUUAACCAGGUCCACAUAGACCUAGCCUCUUUAGCGACCCUCUCCAAAUAUAGUGCCGGUUCAAUGUACCAUUUCCCUUCCUAUCACAGUCAAAAUAACCAGCUCCAAGCCGAACGAUUUACUCAAUGCCUUAAAAGAUACCUAACAAGGGACAUUGGAUUCGAAGCCGUAAUGAGAGUUAGAGCUACCAAAGGUCUGGCGUUGAAAGGUUUUUUCGGAAAUUUUUUUCUGCGUUCUUCAAACUUGCUUUGCCUACCGAAUGUCAAAUCCGAUACCAGCUUCAGCGUUCAAUGCGAUAUAGAUGAAGACUUGGUGGAUAGUAGCAUGGUAGGGGUACAGGUCGCUAUUCUUUACACGGUUUCCAAGGGCGAAAGACGUAUAAGAGUCUUGACCUUAGCUCUUCCAGUAACCAAUAAUUUUGACGACGUCAUUAACUCGGUUGAUCAAGAAGUUGUGGUGUCACUAAUAGCUAUUAUGGCCAGCGAUAGAUGUUUAUCCACCAACCUCCAUUCUUCCAGAGAAGCGAUGAUUACAGCUGUUCAGGACUUUUUAUCGGCCUUUAACACUCAUGCAUAUAUAUCCGUCACUUAUUCUAACCUUUUGUGCCCAGAUAAUUGUUCCCUUUUAGUAGCUAGAAUCCACGCAUUAUUAAAACACACCGCAUUUAGACUCACUUCCAGCAGCAACAAGGAUUUAGACGAAAGAGCCUUCGCUUUAUAUUCCAUUCAAUCUAAACCCAUAGAAACUUUACUGAACGAAAUUUAUCCAUCGUUGUUUUCCGUUAACUACCUAGCUUCAGAUGAUAUUAAAGAAUCGAGCAACGAAAUGUCAAAAUACUGUAGCUAUGUUCCUGUCUGUCAACUCUCCUCCAAACAGCUAGAAGAAAGGAAUUCUUAUCUCCUAGAUUUGGGCGAGCUUUGCUUAGUACUCAGUCUAAGCAGGUUCACUCCUAUACCAAUUUUAAAGGAUCUGUUUGGUAACACUUUCUCUGGCUCCUCUUAUGCCAAAUUAGAUGAAAAUCAGUGCGAAAUAUCCCCCGAAUCAAAAAUAGCGGGAUUUUUGGAUUGCCUCCAAAGUGAAAAACCGUAUUUCGUCCCUAUCAUGAUUAUCAAAGACGAUGGUCCGAACAAGAAUUUUUUCAAAAGUUAUAUGUACGAUGAUAGAACAGAAUCCUCCAUGUCUUACCACGAAUUUUUGCUUUACCUCGUUAAAGAGAUUAUAUCCUGAUUUUUAAAUCAACAACAAAAAAAAUGCUUGUGGAAUCAAAUGGAUCGGAACUUGGUGUCACAAUUAUUAUUAACUAAAAAAAACUCAAUUCUGAAGGAUGAAAUUUUAAAUAAAAUAUAUUUAUAUUUUAUCUCGACUUUGACAUUACCCAUAAAUUCAUAUUGAUUUCGAAAUGAUGUCCACAAAACAAUUUCCGUUUCUUAUGAAUUAUGACAUUUAUUUCCUCCAACACUUAUAAUUUGAAUAAUAAUGAAUAUAUGAGUGGCCUAUGUAUAACGACGAUAGCGUUUUAUAGCUUUUAUAACAAUUUUUUUUUGUUUUUUUAUUUAUAUAUUUAUUUCUCCUCUCGGUAAAUAAUCAAAUUUUGCGGAGGGAUAAAAAAAACCUUACUUUUUAAAACUAAUACGAGAAUUAAAUACUUCGAGAAAAAAAAGAUUUGAAUAUUAACGGCCCGCAAUUUUUAAAAUGAUAUAUAAUUAUAAUUUUAUCUUUGUGUUUUUAUAGUUAAUCAACAUUUUUGAUACCAUCUGUAAAUGAAAUAAAAUGCCAUUUUUUCUCAAAUUGUUAUGACCUUUUCCUAAGCUUCACUUAAAAUUUUUC